This is a messenger RNA of Amyelois transitella, 287 nucleotides long. RefSeq lists its product as uncharacterized. The transcript has 2 exons. The record is from RefSeq and is a predicted model, not a curated record. NCBI's taxonomy places the organism in Eukaryota, Metazoa, Arthropoda, Insecta, Lepidoptera, Pyralidae. The coding region runs from base 102 to 287 and encodes 61 amino acids.
GAACCAGUGGCGACUUCCGACGUGACGUAACGUGACAAUUAAGGAAACUAAAAAUAUAACCUAAAAUAAUUCACGUUAAUUUUUUUUCCCCUAAUAUUAGUAUGCCGCUUGGAAAAUUUGGGAAAAUAACACUUUCUUGGGCUAUAAUCACAGUGACCAGUCUUUCCUUAUUUGUGGUGUCUAAAAACUCUAUCAAUGCUCGCCGUGUGGAGAAUAUGAAAUCAAGGGAACGCAUGCGCAGGUCCAACGAGGGUGAUUACGAAGAAAAGUACCGCAAGUUUGCAUAG